GUUGGACAGAAGUGGACGGACGCUGCAGCAGAGUCUGAUGCUUGUGGUUUGUGUUUCAGACGCAGACAGCAAGUGUUCCUGAGAGCCGACGACACACCUGCUGCUGCCCUGCCCUCCCUACAGCGCUGAGUGUGUAUCAGAGCGCCAGAGAAACCAAUGCAGCGGCACGCUCAGCUCAGAGACACACACCGCGAUGCAGUACAGGAUGCAUUGCUGCAGUUGGCCUCCAUUGUUGAUGUCGACAGCCUUCAGACGACCAUCAAAGAUGUGCUCAGAGUCGUCCUGCCAGACCAGGAGUGUGUGUUCGUGUACCUGUUGGAGGCGGAGUCUCGGCUGCGAUGUGAGGAUCCGCCCCAUGAGGUGCAGUCAGAGGGCAAGCUCAGGUAAGGG
Molecule: messenger RNA, 390 nt
Organism: Sinocyclocheilus rhinocerous
Lineage: Eukaryota; Metazoa; Chordata; Actinopteri; Cypriniformes; Cyprinidae
Product: cGMP-dependent 3',5'-cyclic phosphodiesterase-like
Exons: 4
Coding region: 157-387 (76 amino acids)
Source: RefSeq, a predicted model, not a curated record